Molecule: messenger RNA, 1614 nt
Organism: Melampsora larici-populina 98AG31
Lineage: Eukaryota; Fungi; Basidiomycota; Pucciniomycetes; Pucciniales; Melampsoraceae
Exons: 1
Coding region: 1-1614 (537 amino acids)
Source: RefSeq, a predicted model, not a curated record
AUGAAAUCUUUUUGCAUUUUGUUCACCUAUAGUCUUCUGAUUCUUUGCGGAUUGGUUGACUGGAGUUGUUCUUAUCCCGCAGUGGGCUUGGAAGGUGCCUUGGACGGGUCGAUGGCUAGAGACGUGAAGGAGUCUGGUGGGGGAAAGACUGUCUUCACUGACGUAAACAGAGGUAACAAAGUAUAUCCUUCACCCAGACUCGAUACAUCUGAUAAAAGUGUCGGACCAAUAGGAAAAACUGGAGGAAUACCAAAAGAUAGCCGAUAUUUUGAAUCAUUGGCCGGUGAUGAUACAAGAGGCAGUCAGUUUAUGGGCAAGGUCCGAACCUUCUUCUCGAGUUGGCCGAUCAAAUUCUGGGAAAAGAUUAAACAUUGGUUUGCAAAAUUAAACUUCUUUAAAUCUAAGGAUGAGAAAGUUAUCAACCCUGCCCAAGAUGCGGUAGUCAUUCGACCCGAAGAAGGACCCGUGCCAAAUCGAAGUAAUUUCAAGGGUGCACAAAAUGACCCUACCCCUUCUGAGAGUUCGAAUGGUGGAAGCCCACCACAACCACCGAACGACUCCAGGGGAGGUUCGAAUGUGGCCAGCCAUCCGGUAAAACCAAAGAAUCCCAAUGGCCCCAAUAACCCUAACGAAAUGCCUCAACCGGCUCCUUCUCACAAAGACAAGUCAAAUACCAAUUCCCAGGAAGCUGUACGAGCAAGCUCAACCGCACCGAGAGGACCACCACGCAAAGCACCCGUUCGUGGUGAUCCAAAUACGGCGACUGAAAAUUCUAAUGCUUUGACCAUUACAAAACCAAUUUUACCAUCGAACAGUGUGGAUCGCAACUCUCAACUCAUAGUAGCCCCGUCGAGGGACGCGACUCCCUCUCACAUCUUGACAUCGAACGCCAUUGAACGACAUGCACAGAAGCCGCAAACUCUAGAUAGGUAUAAUCAAAAUCCCACUGCUCUCUCCGUUGGACACUCCGAAAAACCAAUUUUUCAGAGUGCUCAAGCGAGUUAUCAAGUUUUUCCACACGGCCACGAUGGUUCUGGAACGGAGGUUACAUCAAUAAAAACACAGAAGGUAGAAGUUGUAAGAGAUCCUGUAACCAAUAGGCCGGGACUUCGAAUCAGCGCAGCGAUAAGUCAAAGCACAGUCCAAGGUGGACCCGGCCAUCUUCAAAACCUUGCUGCACUUGGAGGUGGGCCUAAUAUGGCAAUUCCUACCCACGCCAUUGAUAACCAAAAACAUUUGCUUAAAGGAGCUGGCCGGACACCUUUGCCUUGGAAUGGUCCAUCAUCUACAUCAAACUACUUACCAAGCACAAAUCCAAGUUUUGGUGCUGGCAAUAAGUUUGUGUCAACUCAAAAGAGACCCAUGGAACAGAAUUUUCAGCCAAACUGGGGUUCCAAUCCUAAUGUUCCUGGGAGUAAACAAAAGGCAUAUCUUGAAGAGAUUGAAGACAAUUAUCCUCAAGAAUUUCAAAAGACCACAGUUCCAACGGCUAGAACCUCAAAACAGAACCUGGAUUCAAGCACUGCUUCAGGUCCUAAGAAAGAAAGUUCCAGUAGGAUGUUUGACCCACCACCACCAAUUAUUACAGACAUUACAGAUGAUCCUCUACAAUAA